Dreissena polymorpha is the source of this 2969-nucleotide messenger RNA. RefSeq lists its product as uncharacterized. The record is from RefSeq and is a predicted model, not a curated record. The transcript has 8 exons. Bases 258 to 1094 code for a protein of 278 amino acids. NCBI's taxonomy places the organism in Eukaryota, Metazoa, Mollusca, Bivalvia, Myida, Dreissenidae.
AGGCCUGUUGGUCCACGGUCGCCCAAAUCAUUUUGGCCAAUCAGAACACUGAUCUUGAAUCAGGGGAGAGGAUAGGCUAUAGUGAAGAACAUGUCUGGUGCAGCAGCGAUGUUCGUGUUCUUAUUGCCGGGGAUUCCAAUGUCCAUCGUUUGAAGUCUGCAUGUCCUCCAAAUGCAAGGAUUGACUUUCUGCCCGUAUCUGGUGCAAAGUAUGUGUCUGACCGGAAGGGCUUUAGAAAGCUGCUGCAUCAAGAGCUGAUGUCAGGUUGUUACGACAUAUUGUACCUGCAUCUUGGCUCUAACGAUGUUUGCUGCAAGGAUAGCAAUUUCUACCGUUGUGUGACUGAGAUCCUUGAUGUUGUAUUCAGUGUGUGCACUGAAAUACACGUGGUGCUUUGCGUGAUUCUUCCACGUGAUUUUGAUGUGAGAAUGUUUCCCCGAUGGCCACUCUCAGGGGCACAGUUGAGGAACUACUGCCAGUGGAUAAGGAGCGCAAACAGCAUGCUGUGGGAACUGAGUCACCAUGUGCCUUCUGUGAGAUACAUGGACUAUGCAGCAACUAAACAGAAGUCCCUGUACUUGUCCCAUGAUGGACUACAUCUGAGUGCUGAAGGGGCUAGGAGGUGUUUAGCAUCCAUACAUGACGACCUGCCAAACCAGCUGUGUGUGGAGGCUGCUGUUCAAGAUCCUACAGAAUGGCCAGCUCUCUCAGCCACGGAAGUACCGGUUCAGGAACAUGACAGCACCAUAGCACUCUUUUCGGAUAUUGUGCAGACUGGCAACAAGGAUUUCAUGGAAAACAAUUCUUGGAGCAACAUUGAAGGAGCUUCAUGCCAGGAAUAUUCCUGCCAGUUUCAUCAAGCUUUGUCCAAAGGUGUGCCAGCUGGGGGCUCCUGGAUCACCUUGAUCGUUUUCACUACAUGCUCACUCUCAGUGAAGUGGCGCUCCAGGUUUGCGUCCGUCAGGAUGGCCGCACUCUCCUCUACCCUCCGAACAACCUCGCGACGGCUCUUAUCCAGGCAGGUUGAGGUCAGGAAGCCUGUGAGAAGGAGAUCGGCCGAAAAAAAAAUAAAGCUAAACAAGCAAAUUUGUUAAAUUGAUAUCCCCCGCCAAUAUGCUUCUGGACACAAAAGUGUUAUAUUUGACACUCAAAAAAGCAUUUUUUCAAGAUACAAAGGGCCAAAACCCCGUAAUUAACAGACUGUGUACAAUGCCAUUUGGCGUGCAUCGUCCUCUUAUCCAUAUAUAUACUCAUACCAAGUUUCAAUGAAAUCGGCCAAAGCACUUUCAAGAUAUGGCUCUCGACACAAAAGUGCUGGACGGACGGAAAGAUGGACGGAAGAACAGACAGAAAGACGCCAACGCCAAAACAUUAAUAAGUAGAUGUCCAAGAAGAAUGAAUAAUUUACAUAAAUCAAAUCCUAAGUUUACGCUUACAUUGUUCAAUGUGCGGGCGUCCGCUAGACCAUUCCCUCGCACCACUUCAGGAAGUUCUUGAUUGCCGUUAGUGCAUUCCGCACCGUCUUCAGCUGGUGAGUGGUGUUGAGGAACUGUCGUGGACCUCCAUAUGGCCCAUCCACAACAGCAUGUCACUCAACACCACUCCUUCCAAGUAGCCAGACAGGGCCAGGAACCGGUUAAUCUUCAUGUUGACCUCUUGUGUUUUCGACUCGUUUGCCAACCCACCUGGCCUGCUCCGCAGGAACAUGUAGUCUACAUAUGAGUCAACGAUUGAAACUGCAACAACUUCUCCGACCAUGCAUCACCCUUGCAUUGGGUUCCAGGCUCAGGCAGUAUUUCGGCAUUAGGAAUGAAAAGUCCUCUUCCUCCUCCUCCUCAUCCUCCACCUUCUCAUCCUCCUAUGCCGAGUCAUCAUGAGUGGCGAGUCUGCUGGUCACCUUUCCUGAAGUUUUCGCGUCCUGUAAAUGACGUUUAAAUGUAAAAGUUACAAAUCGUUUGGUAUGGUUUUGUAUUAGACAUUGAUAGAAAUAUGAGAAAUUAAAUACAAAAACCACACGAACACAAUUUAACACUUACUUUCCGGAAACGGCCCUCUUGUGUAAACAAAAUUGAAUGUCCCAGCCUCCAUUUUGUGCUCCUGUUCUAGAUGACGCAGCCGGUCAAUCACCGACCGGUCGCACAGCCAGCAAGAGUAGUAAUUCCUCGGCUUUGUCUUCUUCACUUUCCGACCGGUCUUAGCACGUGCCUCUGACAUCAACGGCUUCAUGGGGUCUGCCGUCAGCGCUUGCACCCAGCGAACGUGGUCUGUUACCCGGAGGUACACAGUCGUGUUGCCUUUUACCACGCAAAUGGGGCAUCGCCUUGGGAUAGGCUUUGCGUUUGGUGUCUGAAAUAUUAGUUUGAAAUGUGUACGAAGCAGGUGGCUAUCAAUAUAUAUGAUUCAUUAAGAGAUGAUGAGAUAACGGACCCAGUUAAUUGAUUGAAAUAAUGAUUAUGUGAUUGAAGCUGUUAUGCUAGGGUAAAAUACCAAGGAAUGUGUAUAGAUAUUGUUAACUUUUUUUUAAUGGUGUUAAAAAUGAAUAUUUUAUUGCAAUAUUUGCACAUGCUUUGUUUUAUUUUACAAAGUAAUCACUAUUAACCUUAAGUUUAUUCUCAUGAAAAAAAACAUACCAUUAAAUAGCAAUACUGAUUACUUUAUCUAUUUGAGUGACAUUAAGAGUGACCAUGUACAUGUAUAUAUCAAUCUAUACUGUCUAACCCCCCUUGCAGAUAUUAUUGACAGGUAAAUAUAAUAUUAUAUACCGUCUUAUAACGAUUCAAGACUUGGCCAAAAUAAGGCCCCAUUCCCUCAACAAAAAAGUAUUAAUUUUUCCCCAGAUAAAAAUUCACCCGACACUCAAGCAAAUUAAUUGCCCUAGACCCAGAAUUGUCAAGUUUAAAAUGUUUAAAACUAAAUAGAAUUGUUAUGUAUUUAAUUUGGCGGUGAUUAAAAAAACAUAUUAUAUUGUU